Boeremia exigua is the source of this 2268-nucleotide messenger RNA. Its product is annotated as P-loop containing nucleoside triphosphate hydrolase protein. Gene Ontology annotation, molecular function: ATP hydrolysis activity; ATP binding. Gene Ontology annotation, cellular component: mitochondrial matrix. The record is from RefSeq and is a predicted model, not a curated record. The transcript has 3 exons. Lineage: Eukaryota; Fungi; Ascomycota; Dothideomycetes; Pleosporales; Didymellaceae. Bases 152 to 1948 code for a protein of 598 amino acids. Gene Ontology annotation, biological process: proteolysis; protein catabolic process.
GGGGGCGGGCGCGCCCCAGCACUCAGCCCCGCAGCCCUCGGCCCAAUGCGGAGAGCUGUAGUGCUCCCACGCCCACACCCGCAACGCCCCGUCCUCGCUCGUGCUUGUUGAGCCUCUGCUCGUGAUGUGACACCGUCGCGACUGCCUCAACAUGAUUGUCCGAAAGCUCUGCGUCGCCGUCCCAGCCCGUGCCUCCUUCCUCGCCCUGCGCACCGCGCGCGCAUUCCAUGCCCGAGGUCCCCUGCGCUCCACAUACCACCGCUCUGACUUCGGUGGCCAGGGCUUCUCGAGCUUCUACGAGGCCGAUCAGCCCACGCGAGGCCCUCUGGGGGGCACUUCCAGCAUCGGGAGCAGCCAUGUUACGCCCAAGGCCCUGCGCCAGCACCUGGACCAGUUCGUCGUCGACCAGGAGCGUGCCAAGGUCGUGCUGAGUGUUGCCAUACACGAGCACCACCUGCGCAUCCAGGAGCUGCGGCGACAGCGAGACGAGCAGGCGCGGCUGGACGCGCAGGCCCAGCGCAGAGCGUCGGCGUUCAGGCAUCCUGUAGAAGACGAGUUCCCCGGCCAGCAGGCGACUGUGCAUGUCUCCAGUUCUGCAGAUCCAGUGUCGUACAGCGACCCUUUCCUCACGUCGCACUCGUCAGCGCCGCUAGAUCCCGAACCCUUACCCGAGCCCCCGCUAGAGCCGCUGCAGAUAGACAAGUCGAAUGUGCUGAUAUUAGGUCCCACUGGCGUGGGCAAGACACUGAUGUGCAAAACGCUGGCGAAGACACUAGGUAUCCCUAUCUCCAUGUCUGACUGCACCACCUUCACGCAGGCGGGAUACAUUGGAGACGAUGUGGAACAGUGCGUGUCUCGCCUCUUUUCUGCUGCCGGCCAUGAUAUUGAGGCUACUGAGCACGGUAUCAUUGUGCUGGACGAGAUUGAUAAGAUUGCUUCAGCCAAGAUGUCGUACGGCAAGGAUGUUGGUGGCGAAGGCGUGCAGCAAGCGUUGCUGAAGAUCAUCGAGGGCACAACGGUUCAAGUGCGCGCGAAGCCCGAGAAAAGUGCUGCGAAGAGCCCAAGCAACCACGGCAGCUACCCUUCUGGCAAUCCACUCGACAACUCACGAAGUCCGCUUUCAGGUGGUGCCCCAGGUGGAGGCAAAGACGAAGUGUUCAACAUCCGUACUGAUAACAUUCUCUUCAUAUGCACUGGUGCAUUCGCCAACCUGCACAAGACCAUCCUUGAUCGGAAGUCGAUGGGCGGCAUUGGGUUCGGUGCUUCAAUCCGUUCAUCGAAGUCCGAGGCGUCUGCUGAAGGAGUGAUGCUACGAGGUGAGGAGGCGGCUCGAUUCAAAAAAGACGCACCGUUCUUUGUCCCACCGGAGAAGCCAAAUCCAUUCGGUGGCGUUCGGCAGAAGAUACCUGAAGAGAAAGUCAAUGUCCUUGACCACGUACAGCCAGCUGAUCUUCAAAAGUACGGCAUGAUACCUGAGCUCAUCGGUCGCAUUCCAACCGUGUGCGCUGUCUCUGCUCUUGACGAGGAAGCCUUGGUUCGCGUCCUUACCGAACCAAAGAACAGUCUGCUUUCGCAAGAGCAGCACAAAUUCUACCUCCGAAACAUCGAACUACGCUUUACCAGCGGUGCACUGCGGGAGGUCGCGCGAAAGGCUAGCAAAAUGGGCACGGGUGCCCGUGGCCUGCGACAUGUAGUUGACCAGCUGCUGCUGCAAGCCAAGUACGAGACACCAGGUUCGAGCGUCAAGCAUAUUCUAGUCACGCGAGACGUCGCGCUCCUCAAAGUCGCUCCGCUGUACUUCCUCAGAGGCCAGUCCAGCGCCUUCCAAACGACUCUCACACGAGAGGAAGAGCAGUGGGACGAAGAGCUUCGCAGCAAAGAAGACUUGGCUAAUGGCCACGUACACUCGUUCGAAGAGUAUCGGAAGGUUGGCGCAGCCGGCUCCUGAGCACGGCACGAGUCUUGGUUCGAGGUCGACUCUCGUCGUCUACGGUCUGCCACGAUCGGGCCGUAUGGAGGCGCCAUCAUUGGCGCGGAGCGUUGAAGCGAUAUACAUAUGCGAAGCGUGUGCCGAAAGUUUAUGGCGAUGGUGCAUUUCGCGACAGCACUGGACCGCGGCAGAUGCGACAACGGGAUGCUGUCCGAGACGCUGUCUUGACGACACUUGACAGCGUGGAGGGAUGUUAGUUCGAUUCGCUGUAGAUGAUAAGAAACACUCAUAGAGCGUUCAUGAGAUAAUGUAAAUGAUUCACGAAGAUGUCACCAGUA